CUGAAGUGAGUCUGUGAGGUGUUCUGAGAAGGCCUCAAGUCUAAUCCUGCAACCACACAUCUGCUAAAGAAUAACCCCUGCACCCAGGGGGCAACAAAGAUUUCAUGCAGCUGUAAGCAAAGUAUCAUUCCAGGGACUUCCCUUUGUAGUGAACUUGGGCUGAUGAGAAGCUGCCGCCUGUAUGACUGGCAUCCAAUGUCCCUCUGUCACCUCCUCCAGCAUCUUCUCUGGAGUCACCUGUCUCCCAGCUACACAUUCUCCUUCAUCCUCUCCAAGAAGCAAGGAUCAGGCUGCCUGUCAGUGCUGCACUGAUGAACAAGACAAGUAACUGGUUUUCCUGCUAGGUGUAUGAGAACUGACAUCCAGCAUUGUGGAUCUUAUGAGGAUGUAACUUUGGGACUUGGAGCCUUGCAUAAGUGAUGAUGGGAGCCAAUAACUCAAGCAAAACCCCUGUGUGUGAUGACAAUGAGGAAGUAAACUUUAAUCAUUUUGAAAUUCUAAGAGCUAUUGGGAAAGGCAGCUUUGGAAAGGUCUGCAUUGUUCAGAAAAACGAUACAAAGAAAAUGUAUGCCAUGAAAUACAUGAACAAACAGAAAUGCGUGGAGCGCAACGAAGUGAGGAAUGUUUUUAAAGAACUGCAGAUCAUGCAAGGUCUGGAGCAUCCGUUUCUAGUCAACCUCUGGUAUUCCUUUCAAGAUGAAGAGGAUAUGUUUAUGGUUGUGGAUCUUCUCCUUGGUGGUGACCUUAGAUACCAUCUUCAGCAAAAUAUUCGUUUUAGUGAGGACUCGGUCAAGCUCUUCAUCUGUGAAAUUGCCAUGGCACUUGACUACUUGCAGAGUAAAAAUAUCAUUCAUAGGGAUAUCAAGCCAGAUAACAUACUGCUUGAUGAGCAAGGGCAUGCACACAUUACCGAUUUCAAUAUUGCUACCCUGGUAAAUCAAGGUACAAAGAUCACAACAGUUGCUGGUACAAAACCUUACAUGGCUCCAGAAAUGUUCUACCCAAGAGGUCAAAUCUGUUAUUCUUUUGGUGUUGACUGGUGGUCCUUAGGCGUUACGGCAUAUGAACUUCUAAGAGGCAGGAGACCAUUUCACAUUCACUCAAGUAGUGCAGCAACAGACAUAGUCCACGUGUUUCAUACAGCGACUGUUACUUAUCCUCCCGCCUGGUCAAAGGAAAUGGUGUCAUUGUUGUACAAGUUGUUAGACAGAAAUCCAGAGGAGCGUAUAUCGUGCCUGAUAGAUCUUCAGAACUUUUCUGGCUUAUCAGAUAUUAACUGGGAUGUUGUCCUACAGAAAAAAGUUAUACCACAAUUUACACCUACGAAAGGACGAUUAAACUGUGAUCCAACAUUUGAACUGGAAGAAAUGAUACUAGAAUCUAAACCUUUGCACAAGAAAAAGAAGAGGCUAGCCAAAAGAAUAAAGGACAAUGGCAAAAGUCGUGCAGCAAUGAAUGGCAAUUUGCAACAACAUUUGGAUACCGUGGAGAGAGAUUUCAUUAUUUUCAACAGAGAAAAAAGUAAACAAGACCUCAGUGAAACCCAAGAAAACAUGUCUGAGGCCCAAACCAAAGACGAAGAUGGAAAGAAUAACAAUCUAUAGUCUGUGAACUUCUUCUACAAUAGUAAUCCCAUCAUGAAUUAUGCUUUAUCUAAUGAAUAAAGAAGUAGCCUGUUCUGAAGAGAAGGUUACGUGAGACUUCGAAGGGUCACAGUAACUGCGAUCUCUAUUUCUUGCAGGCUGUAUAUUUAGGUGACAAUCUGCUCACUGAACCUAUAGCAUUGAAGCUAAACUUAAUUUAUUUACAUUGCAAGUAACUGCAUUGCUUUAAGGCAGGAUUCUUUUGCAUUUUGCACAAAAAAAAAUAUUUUAAGAAUUUUUUAUGUGCUAGGAAUAUUUUCUAGGCUAUUUUUAUUUAAAAAAAAAAUAAGUAGCAUAUAAACUUGGUUUACGCUUUUGUAAAGUUUUAUGGAGACAUAGAAACUAUACUGGACACUAAUAUGUUUUUGUUGAAAUGUCAAUGAGUUUUCAAUGAGAAUAUGCAGUGCAUUGAAAAUAUACUUAGACCUAGGCUCAGUCCCAAUGUAAAAUGCAUAUUCUUUUUUAUGUCUGAUCAUUAAAGGGGUAUUUCAUGAAAAAAAAAAAAAAUUCAUAUCAACUGGCUCCAGAAAGUUAAAGGGGUGCUAUGGUGGGAAUAUUUUUUUUAUAUCAACUGGUGCCAGACUUAAACAGAUUUGU
Molecule: messenger RNA, 2240 nt
Organism: Hyla sarda
Lineage: Eukaryota; Metazoa; Chordata; Amphibia; Anura; Hylidae
Gene: STK32A
Product: serine/threonine kinase 32A
Exons: 14
Coding region: 420-1604 (394 amino acids)
Biological process (GO): regulation of signal transduction; protein phosphorylation; G protein-coupled receptor signaling pathway
Molecular function (GO): ATP binding; G protein-coupled receptor kinase activity; G protein-coupled receptor binding
Source: RefSeq, a predicted model, not a curated record